Molecule: messenger RNA, 546 nt
Organism: Plasmodium gonderi
Lineage: Eukaryota; Apicomplexa; Aconoidasida; Haemosporida; Plasmodiidae
Product: RNA-binding protein
Exons: 4
Coding region: 1-546 (181 amino acids)
Molecular function (GO): mRNA binding
Source: RefSeq, a predicted model, not a curated record
AUGAACGCCAAGGAAGAAGAGGAUAUACAACUGGAUAAAACAUCAUCCAGCAAAAAUGAUAAUAUAUACAAAACAAAACCGCAUUUACGUAAAGCAGCUGGUGUUGUGUGGAAGGACCCUUCAUUAGAUGAUUGGCCAGAAAAUGAUUUUAGAAUUUUUUGCGGAAAUUUAGGAAAUGAAGUAACUACGGACAUUUUGGCCAAUGCAUUUAGAAAGUACAAAUCGUUUAAUAUGGCAAAGGUAAUUCGAGAAAAAAGGAACAAUAAAACAAAAGGGUACGGUUUUGUUUCCUUAUCGGAUCCCCAAGACAUGCUAGAUGCAUUAAAAAACAUGAACAAUAAAUUUAUUGGGAAUAGACCAAUCAUAGUUAAAAGAAGUAAAUGGAAAGAUAGAGAAGUUGACUCCAAAAAAAAUAAAGACUUUGAUAAUUUUAUUCAAAAUACAUAUGCUCCAUCCAAAAAAUUUAGGAAAUUUAAAAAAUUUGUAAAGCGUGAUAAUAAAGAAGUUCAUGAUAAAUUAAUAAGCAAAAAUACAAAGAACUUCUGA